Molecule: messenger RNA, 3912 nt
Organism: Salvelinus sp. IW2-2015
Lineage: Eukaryota; Metazoa; Chordata; Actinopteri; Salmoniformes; Salmonidae
Product: guanylyl cyclase C-like
Biological process (GO): cGMP biosynthetic process; protein phosphorylation; intracellular signal transduction
Cellular component (GO): plasma membrane
Molecular function (GO): guanylate cyclase activity; protein kinase activity; adenylate cyclase activity
Source: RefSeq, a predicted model, not a curated record
UGACAGGUACUAUUUCACGGAAGCGCUCACAAGUGGGUCUAUUGCCUUCGCUACUCCUUUAAACCUUUUUACUUUUAAUAUCAGAGGGUUCUCUACUUUUUGUUAAUUUACCAUUACUUUAUCCAGAGAGUUGGUUGAGCUGACAUAAACAAUUUCACCUCUUUAAAAAAAAUGCCGUUCUUUCUAUCCCAUUUCCCAUCCAUUUCUUGUUCUACCUUAGCUCUGGUAGGUGUGUCUCAUGUGAUUGCAAAUAACUUAGAGUGUUAAUUUGUUAAAGUUCUAACCAUUGUUUUUCAUUUUAUAUUUAUAUCUAAGAAUUGAAGUAGGUUACUCAAAUGGACAAUUUUUUUUAAACAUCCCAUUUUUAAAAACAACUUUUUUCCUUUUUACUAGUUCUAACUUUUCUACCUUUUUGGUUUGGAGUGGCCUUCAGCCCUUAAGGGGGUGUCUACAUCUGGAUUUAGAUAGUGGAGUUUUUUUACAAUAUUUUUUAAAAUUAAGUCCUGUUCUGUACAGCAUCAAAAUGCUGAAUUCAAUUUUUUUUCUGUGCGUGGGAGUCUUAUUUGUGGCACUUGUUGAGAGUCGAAUGCUGGACAAAUGCAUGAAAUCAAAACCCAAAUACACAAUGAACGUUGUACUUUUGGAGGAUCAAACUUCAGACUGGAGCCUUAGGCUUGUAAAGGUUGCAGUGUUGCAAGCAAUUGAAGCGGACCGGCAACUGAACAUUGCAGCAGGUUUGAACACCAAAUUAACGGCUAAUUUCAAUGGGUUCAACACCACACUGUACAAACGAAGAGGCUGUGGGAGCAGCACCUGUGAGGGAGUGGAGAUACUCAAGUCCCUGCAUACUAAAGGUGAGGUGGGAUGUGCCAUGCUGGGACCCUCCUGUACAUUUGCCACUUUCUUUAUGGUGGACGUGGAGAUAGGCCUGACMCUGACUAUCCCCAUCAUCUCCGCCGGGAGCUUCGGUCUGUCCUGUGACUACAAGGCCAACCUGAGCCGCCUGCUGCCCCCGGCACGCAAGAUCUCCAACUUCUUUGUCCACUUCUGGAACUUCACCAGACAUGGUCUGAAGAUGCACUGGGGGAGCGCUUAUGUCUACAAGAAGGCAGACCAAACUGAAGACUGUUUUUGGUACAUCAAUGCUCUGGAGGCACCUUCGGUCCAGUUUGCUAUGUCAAUCUCAAGAGAGAUGCUACGCAGCAAGAAAGAGCUAAAGAAAGCUAUUCAGUCUGAAAACAGACACAGCAACGUAUUCAUCCUCUGUGGAACCCCAGAUGACAUCACCACUAUAAAGAACGAAACAACGAUUCCCCCAGAAAUUGUCUUCAUCCUCAUCGAUAUCUAUAAGCAAGGUGAGCACCAGAACAUUGUCCAUGCUUGGUACAAAACCCUGUUUGUGUUUGAUACGUCCAUAAAUGAGACCAGAGUGGAGGACAGCACCCCCUCACUGCCCUGGCCCGGGUCUCAACUCCCAGAUGACAAGCCAAUCAACCCUAACGAUCUGAAGACAGAGGAUAUCAUUGUGAUCGUCCUGAGUGUCAGUGUUGUGGUGGUGACUGCCAUCGCUCUGAUCUUCUACAGGUCAAAUAUGCACCACACCAACCUCCGAGAGAGAGUUGACAAGCUCCUGCGUAUUGACUACUACAACCUGACCAAGUUCUAUGGCACGGUGAAGUUUGAGUAUGGCCUGUUUGGAGUGUUUGAAUACUGUGAGAGGGGAUCCCUGAGGUAUGUCCUUAAUGACACAAUCUCCUAUCCUGAAAAGACCUUCAUGGACUUGGAAUUCAAGAUAUCAGUCAUGUAUGACAUAGCUAAGGGCAUGUCCUACCUCCACUCCAGCAACAUUGAGGUCCAUGGCCGACUGAAGUCCUCAAACUGUGUGGUGGACAACCGCAUGGUGGUCAAAAUCACAGACUUUGGCUGCAACACCAUCCUCAACCCCUGCAAAGACUUGUGGACGGCUCCAGAACACCUCCGGAAGCAGGGGAUCUCCCAGAAGGGGGACGUCUACAGCUUUGCCAUCAUCGCUCAGGAGAUCAUACUGAGGAAGAACCCCUUCUUCACCCAGGCCUGCUCCGACAUCGCAGAGAAGCUGUACAUGGUGCAGUACCCAUGUCAAACUGGCUUCUUCAGGCCAGAUCUGAACUUUGAGACAGCAGCAGAAAACGAGGCGGAGCUUUACAUGCUGAUAAAGAACUGCUGGGAAGAGGACCCGGAGAGGAGGCCAGACUUCAAGAAAAUAGAGGGAUCUCUGGGUAAGAUAUUCAGCAACCUGCACAACCAGGCUAAUGAGAGCUACAUGGACAACCUGAUCCGUCGGCUGCAGAUGUACUCCARGAACCUGGAGCACCUGGUGGAGGAGAGAACCUCUCUGUACAAGGCUGAGAGGGACAGGGCUGACAGACUCAACUUCCUGCUCCUGCCAGCCCCAGUGGUGCGUUCCCUGAAGGAGACGGGCAGUGUGGAGCCAGAGCUGUUUGAUGAGGUGACGGUCUACUUCAGCGACAUCGUGGGCUUCACCACCCUGUGCCAGUACAGCACGCCCAUGGAGGUGGUGGACAUGCUCAACGACAUCUACAAGAACUUUGACAGGAUCCUGGACCACCAUGAUGUAUACAAGGUGGAGACGAUCGGUGAUGCGUACAUGGUGGCGUCAGGGUUGCCGCGGCGCAAUGGCAACCGGCACGCAGUGGACAUCGCCCACAUGGCCCUGGACAUCCUAGCUUUCGUAGGGACCUUCCAGCUCCAACACCUACCGGGCAUACCCCUGUGGAUCCGCAUCGGGGUGCACUCAGGGCCGUGUGCGGCGGGUGUGGUGGGGAACAAGAUGCCACGUUACUGUCUGUUUGGAGACACAGUCAACACUGCCUCACGCAUGGAGUCCGCAGGCCUGCCACUAAGAAUCCAUGUCAGCCAGCCCACCAUAAACAUCCUCCAACGGACAGACUGCAAGUUUGAGUAUGAGCAGAGAGGAGAGACCUUUCUGAAGGGUAAAGGCAAUGAGAUGACAUACUGGUUAACAGGGGUGACGGGGACAGAAUACAACCUGCCAACGCCCCCGACAGCGGAGAACUUCCAGAGGCUACAGCAGGAUCUGUCUGAGAUGAUCGUGUCCAGCCUGGAGAACAGAGGGCCGGGGACCAACGGCAUGGAGAAGAGGAAGACCCUCUCCACCAGAGUCAGGAGGAGGGAGACCAAUGGGAGCCAGGAGGACGGCCUGCCAGAGUACCUACACCUGGCCAUCACAGACAUUCCCAGCACCUACCUGUAGCCACCCAGGACCAGACUGCCUCCUGUGGAGAUACAGCGCUACUACACGCUGUCAAACGAUGACAGUGGAGUCAAGUAGUCUUAUAUUCACCUCAUACAAUAGCUACAGUAAUGCCUUAUACAUAGGAAACCUGACUAUUUUACAAUUAAUUUCUGGGUAAAAGACAUGGUUUUCUGGUUUGAGAUAAAGGUUAUUUUGGGUCACAUGAGCAAAAUGUGUGGAGACUUUCCAUAAAUAGUCUGUAAUGGAGAUGCUUUAGGAAAACCUGAACCAGUAAACCAAGGAACAGGAUGGUACUCCUCUACUUUAAGAAGCCCCUGAAUGAAAAAGAACUUACCACUUAAGGUCUUGAAUUGUGUGAAAGAUAAAUUUGGUCGCUUUGUUAUAAUUAAUGGUACUUUACAAGGGCAGAACAUCUCCAUAAUGAAUAUUUACUUCCCCCCUGCCCACCCCCCUGAUUUCCUCACUAAGGUAUUUCUAGACUUUUCAGAAUUAAACUCAGACACUGCAGUGGUUGGAGGAGAUUUUAAUUGUUUGUUGAACCCCCUUAUUGAUAAGUUUCCCAGCGGUAUAGCUUCACUCUCUCCUCGAGCUAAGUCACUUAAAGCUAUUUGUGAUGAUCUGGGGUAUGCUGAUGU